Drechmeria coniospora is the source of this 1767-nucleotide messenger RNA. RefSeq names its product protein phosphatase 2C. The record is from RefSeq and is a predicted model, not a curated record. The transcript is spliced from 3 exons. Gene Ontology annotation, molecular function: protein serine/threonine phosphatase activity. The coding region runs from base 1 to 1767 and encodes 588 amino acids. NCBI's taxonomy places the organism in Eukaryota, Fungi, Ascomycota, Sordariomycetes, Hypocreales, Ophiocordycipitaceae. Gene Ontology annotation, biological process: protein dephosphorylation.
AUGCAUCGAGCCGCCGCUCGAGCGUUUCGGACGACUUCGAUUUACGUCAGCGCAGUCCGCAACCUCUCCCGCAUCUCGUUGCGAAGCUCACGACGCGCCUUCUUGUCACCCUCGAACCACUCGUCCCAGACGUCGCACCCCCAUGUGCAGCUGAGGUCCUCCAUGUACUUCCGCCGGCUUCCCGUCGCCCUCGUCUCCAGCCUCGUCGUCGGAUACGGCGCCUGGUACUCCUACAACUCGUCAUCGAGCAACCCCGGUGCCUCGUUUGGUUCACAGAGCUUCACGUCGUCUCAGGGAGCUGUCACGGGCACGGGGGCCCCUGCGCCGACCCGCACCGUCCUGGUCGUCGGCGCGGACGAGAUUAGACAAGGGACCAUCGUUGGCGAGGGACCGAUCCUAAAGCAGUCAGGCGAUGACGGCCAACGCAUUGUCGAGAUGCUAACACCCGAACAAGCCACCCAAAAGAUGCGACGCUUGGAACAGUCGUACCAUGUGAACCGUGGCCCAGGCGUUACGCGAUACGACCUCGUUCAGCUUUCGAGCAACGACCCGAUCGAGGACGACCACGCCGAGAAGAUUGUCGAGGUCCCUGGUCGGAUCGACGGAGCUGAUGGAAACGUCGACUGGAUGUUCUGGGGCGUCUUCGAUGGCCACUCCGGCUGGACCACAUCGGCGACUCUGCGCGAGAGCCUCAUAAGCUACGUUGCACGAGAACUGAACGACACCUACAAGUCGGCGAAGAGCAACACGCCAACGGCCGAAGCCAUUGACCUGGCGAUCAAGACUGGCUUUAACCGCUUGGAUGACGAGAUAGUGCACAAGAGCGUCGAGAAGGUUUUCAAGGCGAGUUCCAAGGCCGUGGCCGCAGAACUGCUGCAACCAGCUCUUUCCGGUUCCUGCGCCCUGCUUUCAUUCUACGACAGCAGAAGCAAGCUGCUCCGCGUCGCAUGUACAGGCGACUCCCGCGCCGUAUUGGGCCGUCGCGCAUCCUCUGGCAAGUGGACGGCGACGGCGCUGUCGGAGGACCAGACUGGUGGGAACCCCCAGGAGGCUGCUCGACUCCGCAAGGAGCACCCUGGAGAGGAGCACGUGGUCCGCAACGGCCGCAUACUCGGAGGGUUGGAACCGUCCCGUGCUUUCGGUGAUGCCGUCUACAAGUGGAGUCGGGAUGUUGCUGGAAAGCUGCGCUCCAACUUCUUCGGUCGUAGCCCGUCUCCUCUGCUCAAGACUCCACCGUACGUCACCGCCGAGCCCAUUAUCACGACGACCAAGAUGGAGCCGGAGAAGGGUGACUUUGUCGUGUUGGCCACCGACGGCCUAUGGGAGAUGCUGACGAACGACGAGGUUGUCGGUCUCGUCGGCCAGUGGAUCGAAACGCAGACGGCCGGCUCGCAUUUGGAGAACGCGUGGUCCAAGAUAUUCGGCUCCACCAGCAAACCUCUGCCUGUCGAGCAGAGCAAGGGUACCGCGGAGGACGGGCAGAGGACGCCGAUCCGUGUCCAGCAGUGGGGGAUCAACCCAGACGCCAAGGAUCGCUUCGCCUUCAAGGACAAGAACGUAGCAACGCAUCUGGUGCGCAACGCGCUCGGCGGCACGAACGACGAGCAAGUGUGCGCUCUUCUAACCCUGCCGGCUCCCUUCUCAAGACGAUACCGGGAUGAUUUGACUGUCCAAGUCAUCUUCUUCGGAAACGGCGACAAGACGGGCGAGGUGACGGUCAACCUGGAUGCCACUGCGGAGCAGGACGCGCCCAAGGCGAAGCUUUAA